AGCACUCCAUUUUUCGGGGUUGACGUAUGGAUUCACUUUCCAGAAGGGAAGGAGGAGAAUGCUUGUGCGGUAAACAAGAGACUUUGCAGACUCAUGCACUCGAAUAAACUAGAUUAUCCGCCAUCACCAUCACCUCAAUCAACAUUACCAUCAUCAUGUCCCCAGCAUCCCUCUUUACCACAGCAUCCCUCUAACUAUCCCUCCCGCCCACCGCCGCCCGAGACUCACGUCGACGUCGAGCGUGGGCGGGUCGAAGAUCUGGACGGGGUCGGCGGACGUGGCCGUGUAGCGGUAGAAUUCGUGGGCGUCCUGGUACCACUUGAUGGAGUACAUCUGGUCGCUCUCCGUCUCCCACCUGCACUCGAGGUCGCCCUCCCCGCCCACGAGCAGCACCUUCGGGACCUUGACGCCGACGAUGCGGAUGCCGUCGCCACCUGCGGGAGAGAAGGGGCGGUGAGGCGGACGGCGCUUCUUGCCCUGUCUCCAGGGGAAAACAAACCUACUGCGGACGAAACAUUCCGACGCCGCCCAGGGAGAGCGAAGGAAGGCGGCGAGGGCGCGAGCGGCCUGGCGCCUCGGCGGCGGGGAGGCCGAGCGCGGGAAACGGCUUCGCGGAAGGUGACCUUUGGCAACGCCUCGCCUUCACAUCUCACUCCCCAAAAAAUAAAAGGAGAGGAGGCAGAAGAAAAAGAGGGGGGGGGGAAGAAGAAGCAGAGGAAGAAAAAAGAACAGGGUAAGAAGCCCCAGUCAUCGGGCCGGCGUAACUCCAUCAUUAUUGGAUAUGGAAAAUUCGCGCAGUAAACCAUGAUUUAUCCUGAAGCACCGACCUCGCUCCCGCCCUCUUGAUAUGCUAAAUACACGCUAUCAAUACUCUCUCUCCUCUCCCUCUCUCCGUCCCUCUCUCUCUUGCUAUCUCUCUGUCUGUCAGUCUCUCUCUCUUCGUCAGCCUUCCCUCAUCCCCUC
Penaeus vannamei (Pacific white shrimp) is the source of this 963-nucleotide messenger RNA. The record is from RefSeq and is a predicted model, not a curated record. NCBI's taxonomy places the organism in Eukaryota, Metazoa, Arthropoda, Malacostraca, Decapoda, Penaeidae.